This is a messenger RNA of Trichosurus vulpecula (common brushtail), 894 nucleotides long. Its product is annotated as uroplakin-3b-like protein 1. The record is from RefSeq and is a predicted model, not a curated record. NCBI's taxonomy places the organism in Eukaryota, Metazoa, Chordata, Mammalia, Diprotodontia, Phalangeridae.
AUGUCUCCUCCUGGCCAGGGCCCUGUGCCAGGCUUCACCAGUCCUAAUGAAGAUGGAACUGGAUCUAGUGUGUCCUGGCUCAGACACUGUCACCCUCGAAGGGCCACAGACAUUCCAAGAAGGGACCUUCCACCAUUCCAUCCAUCUGGACCAUGGGUCCCCCAAAGAUGGCUCUCUCUGCUGCUCUUGCACCUAGUGACCAGUAUCCCAACUGAAGCCAGCCCGGAGAUCGAUUACAUCCCAGUCCUCACCAGGACUUUGGAAGGGAGCAUCACCAGCUCUACCUUUACCCUCGAUCAACCCAAUGGCCAAUUCAACAGCCCCAACAUCAGUGACACCGAUGACAUAUGGCUUGUGGUUGCCUUUAGCAACGCCAUCCAGAACUUCACAGCUCCCCAGUCACCCCAAGGCAUUCCCCAUGCUUCAACAUUUCUGGAGAAAAAAUACUACAUGACUAUCCGGGCCAGUCGAGCACUUUACUCCGGUGAGACAAAUGCCCAAGAUAUCCACAUCCUCAGGGUGGGCAACGAGACCAAUUGCACUGUGAAUACAUGCAACACUCCUCUGCCAGGUCCCGGUCCUUACAGGGUGAAGUUCUUGGUAAUGAAUAACAAUGGCCCAGUGGCAGAAACAAAGUGGUCUGAGGACAUCACCCUGAUAAAACCGGUCGAGCUCUCUGAGUCCCGUGUCCCCAAGAGUGCGGGUACCAUUGUCAUCAUAGUAAUCCUGUCCAUACUGCUCGCUCUCCUGUUCCUUGCUCUUGUGGCCCUGUUUGUCUACACUUGCUUUGACAUUUGUGGGACCAAGGAGAUCUCUGCACCAGUGGAGUCUGUUCAAGUGAGGAAAUACAACACUCACCACACCUACAGCUCACCUGACGCUGGGAGAAGCUGA